Molecule: messenger RNA, 1464 nt
Organism: Fonsecaea multimorphosa CBS 102226
Lineage: Eukaryota; Fungi; Ascomycota; Eurotiomycetes; Chaetothyriales; Herpotrichiellaceae
Exons: 1
Coding region: 1-1464 (487 amino acids)
Cellular component (GO): protein kinase CK2 complex; cytoplasm
Molecular function (GO): protein kinase regulator activity
Source: RefSeq, a predicted model, not a curated record
AUGUCUCAGUCUUCUUCUCAGAGUCCAGAUAGCUGGAUUGGCACCUUCUGCAACCUGGUCGGCCAUGAAUACUUUGCUGAAGUCAGCGAAGAUUUCAUCGAAGACGAUUUCAACCUGACGGGACUGCAAGCUCAGGUGCCCAUGUACAAGGAUGCACUGGAGAUGAUACUUGAUGUGGAGCCUUCAGAGACCAACUCGUCGGCCUUGUCAGAAGAGGAGGAGGAGGAAGAGGAGGAAGAAGACGAUGGCAUUCUGGGAGACGAACUGGAUGAGCCAGCUGCGAAUCAAAAUGGGGCGUCGAGGCGACAAUCUGGCGGCACGGCAGGCGGCAGAAGACACGGUCGAACCUCAUCUGAUACCUCUGUCAUCGAGUCAUCUGCGGAACUUCUGUAUGGUCUGAUACACGCUCGAUACAUCACUUCCAGACCGGGGAUUCAGCAAAUGAUGGAGAAGUACGAAUUAUCGCAUUUUGGCUUCUGCCCUCGGGUGUACUGUGCUGGAGCAAAAGUGUUGCCGGUCGGUCUAACCGACACCCCUGGGCAACAGACGGUCAAACUCUUUUGUCCAAGCUGUCUGGACGUCUACACCCCUCCGAAUUCUAGAUUUCAGGCGGUCGACGGUGCCUUUUUUGGGACCACUUUUCCAUGCCUCUUCUUCAUGUCCUAUCCAGAUCUAGAUGUUGCCCCGAUCAAGAAACGAAAUCCUCGAGACCCCAGCAGUCAGGCAACCGAUGAUCUGGAAGGCACGUUAAGUCCCAACGAAGGGAAUGCCACGCGUGGGGGCAUAACGGCCAGUCGAAGCUCGAGCCUAACCUUACCUCAGGCUCCCCCGAUCCCCGGCAUCACCUCAGCUAAGGACGACAAGACAUCUGCAUCCGCCAUUGCUCAAGCCACAUUACCUCCGCAACCAGCAACGAUCAACGGCAUUGCCACGCACAACCUUGCGCCAGGUUUAGGAAAGGGCAAAAUUUACGAGCCCAAGAUUUACGGCUUCAAAGUAUCGGAACGAGCGAAGAGCGGGCCCCGAAUGCGCUGGCUCCGGUCUAAACCUCUGGACAUCAAUGAGCUGGACGAAGCAAGAAUAUGGCACGAACGAUAUGGCGGCUCCGUGGAUGGUGAUCCUGAAGAGGAAAUGAGGCGUCUGCCGGGAGGGUCGCAAGAUAACGAAGAUGUUGAUGAUGAUGAUGAAGAGGAGGGGGAGGAAGAGGAAGGUGAUGACGGUGGUGCAGAAGCAGCUGACCAGGACGGAGAUGCGAUUAUGGCCACCCAGGGACAGAAUCAAGUGCCGAUCACUCAAAGCAGCCAGCGGGGCAAGUCAAAACGAGAGCCUGAUGCCGAUGAAGACGCCCUGAUGGCGGGUCAAAGUCAAGGCGGCAAUCGAGGCAAGUCUCGGCGAAAGCCUGGGACGAGGGGACAGGGGGUCGACGUCUCUGUGCAGCAAAAGGGAGAGGGAAAUUGGAUAUGA